Molecule: messenger RNA, 2334 nt
Organism: Hemiscyllium ocellatum (epaulette shark)
Lineage: Eukaryota; Metazoa; Chordata; Chondrichthyes; Orectolobiformes; Hemiscylliidae
Product: copine-3-like
Exons: 16
Coding region: 52-1674 (540 amino acids)
Biological process (GO): ERBB2 signaling pathway; cellular response to calcium ion
Cellular component (GO): plasma membrane
Molecular function (GO): receptor tyrosine kinase binding; calcium-dependent phospholipid binding
Source: RefSeq, a predicted model, not a curated record
UCGAACCUUGUGUUGGCCGGAGUUGGGUUAGUGCGCGAGCUGCUGUGGGAGAUGAGCGCAACUUUCGGUGGGCAGCAGAUGGCAGAUUGUGUGACGAAGGUUGAACUGAGUGUCUGUUGUGAGAAUUUACUGGAUAGAGAUGUUACUUCCAAAUCCGAUCCGCUGUGUGCCCUGCUUAUGAAUGUUGGUGGAAAUCAGUGGGUUGAAAUCGGUCGCACAGAGAGAGUUAACAACUGUCUUUCUCCAAAGUUUGCAAAGAAGUUCCUGAUAGACUACUGCUUUGAGCAGGUCCAGAAGCUGAAAUUCGGAAUUUACGAUAUAGACAAUAGAACCAUUGAUUUGAGUGAUGAUGACUUCUUGGGAGAACUUGAGUGUACUCUGGGACAGAUUGUUUCCAGCAAAAAACUGACCAGACCCCUCAUGCUGCGAAAUAGAAGACCAGCAGGAAAAGGAACUAUCACGAUUUUUGCAGAAGAAGUGAAAGAUAGCCGGGUGGUAAACUUUGAAGCUCAAGCACGGUCUCUGGAUAAAAAGGAUUUCUUCGGGAAGUCAGAUCCAUAUUUAGAAUUCUACAAACAGACUGAAGAUGGAAGAUGGCAAAUGGUGCAUCGAACAGAGGUAAUAAAGAAUAACCUGAAUCCAAGCUGGAAACCUUUUAGAAUUCCUCUGCGGUCUCUGUGUAAUGGGGACUUAGAGAGGUCUAUCAAGGUGGAUUGUUAUGACUAUGACAAUGAUGGCUCACAUGAUCUAAUUGGCAUAUUUGAGACUAAUAUGACUAAACUACUGGGAGCAUCCUACAAUUCACCGGCAGAAUUUGAGUGUAUUAAUCCAAAGAAGAAACAGAAAAAGAAAAAUUACAAAAACUCAGGAAUAGUGAGUUUUAAAUUAUGCCAGAUUGUGAAAGAGUACACUUUCCUGGAUUACAUCAUGGGUGGCUGUCAGCUGAACUUUAUUGUUGGAAUUGACUUUACUGCAUCAAAUGGUGAUCCACGCACACCCAAUUCUCUACAUUUUAUAGCUCCUAAUGGAUUUAAUGAAUACCUGAUGGCCAUCUGGUCUAUUGGGAUAAUCAUUCAAGACUAUGAUACAGACAAAUUAUUCCCAGCAUUUGGAUUCGGUGCAAAACUGCCUCCAGCCUGGCAGGUAUCACAUGAGUUUCCCCUUAACUUCAACCCUGAAAACCCGUUUUGUGCAGGGGUCCAAGGGAUAGCUGAUGCCUACCGCAACUGUCUUCCUCAAGUUCAGUUGUAUGGACCCACAAACUUUUCUCCAAUAAUAAACCACGUGGGAAGAUUUGCAGCUGCAGCAGCACAGCAGCAUAAAGCUUCACAAUAUUUCAUCCUGUUGAUCAUCACGGAUGGCGUGAUAACGGAUUUAGAUGAAACAAGACAGGCCAUCGUGAAUGCUUCUAAGUUGCCGAUGUCCAUCAUUAUUAUUGGUGUUGGUGGAGCAGAUUUUAGUACUAUGGAAUUUCUGGAUGGUGAUAAUGGUGUUCUCAGAUCACCCACCGGAGAAGUAGCAAUCCGGGAUAUUGUCCAGUUUGUGCCAUUUAGAAAGUUUCAAAAUGCACCCAAAGAAGUUCUUGCACAAAGCGUACUGGCUGAAUUACCUCAGCAAGUGAUGUCCUACUUCAACACUUACAAACUCAGUCCUCCAAAUGAGCCAAGUCCCUAAAUAUCUGAGUGUUUGAUCUGAUUUCAGUCAUGAUCUACAAAUAUGUUCACUGGAGUGCAAACAUGUUCAUUACUACCAGUGUUAGCCACUAAGAUUUUUAAAUGAAAGAUUUUAUAUAAAAAUGUUUACGAAUCUAAAUUUAAUUACAUGUUAAUAUUUUGAAUAACCUUGAUAAAACAAAAUAAUCACACUUGUCAAGGUUUAAUUAAUUAGCAUGAUUCUACAUUAUAUUGUUACUCAAUGAAAUAACAGUUUAUUAAGUGCCUAGUUUGUGGCAUCUCUUGUAUCCUUAGUCCGUUACACGCCCAGUCCUUUGAGUUGUUCCUGUUCUGUUGAAAAGUUAAAUCAGUCUAUUUUAUAAAUACUGAAGGUGACUUUCAGAUGUUAUUUUAUACUCCAGUAUUGCAGUGUUUUUUUAAAUUGUACUACACUUUUAUGAAUUAUUCUGCAGAUGCUUUAUUUUGAAAUUUUAUAAUUUUCUGUUGGAAAAUGUUCAAUUUUGAAUUGUUAGACUGGGGCCAAAUACUCAAAUAUGAAAUAGCUGCUGUUACUAAGUAAUUGAGAAUGGCUAGUGUUUUUACUUUAAGGCACCAUUAUAUUAUUUAAUUGUGAAAAAAAGUUGAAUAAAGACUUUAAAGACCUGUUCAAGGAUAUAUCCAG